Messenger RNA from Pocillopora meandrina, 5662 nucleotides. The record is from the annotation of a GenBank genome assembly. NCBI's taxonomy places the organism in Eukaryota, Metazoa, Cnidaria, Anthozoa, Scleractinia, Pocilloporidae.
AUGGGAAUGACGAGAGGCCAUUCUAUCGCAGCCAUUUCUAUUGGUACUCUGCAGUUAUUGUUUUCCGUUGCUUUGAUCAUUCCCUCUUUCGUUCUUUCGAAUUAUGGCAACCAUUACGACGUCGACACAUCCAUGACGCCAUAUUGGAGUGGGUUUCCGGUGAGUGUGGAAAGAUUUCGUUUUCGUUUUCGUUUACUUGCAAAUCUGUGGUGUAGAUAGAGGGUUUUCGAAAUUGAUUUAUGUUCUGGGAAGGGUUUUAGAUGUCAGUGAAACCUGUAAAUUAAUUUAUUUCCUCAGUCAAAACCUCAAAUUAAUUAAUUCAGACUUUGCUUAUCUUCUAUUUUGAAUCAUUUAUGAAUGAUGUGAAAGAAACUAGGAUCAUUAGUUAAAUAUCGAGUCUUCUUUCAGUUGAUCUCCGAAUGUACAUGUCACUUGAAACGUUCCGUGACUAGAAUAAAUGUGUAAUGCGCACAGUGAUCCCAUGAUCCAUCUACAGGUGAUUGCCAUUUUAUUAGAAUUACAACAUGGGGAUAUGUUUCAACCUAAAUUAAUUCAAAUCUUCUAUUUUGAAUAUAUAAGUCUUGUUCUGCUCAACAUGGUGUUAAGAUUUGUUGUUCUUUGUUACUCUAAAUUUCUGUUAUAUAUUAAAAAAGCUUUUUAAUUUCCACACCCAACAUUAAGGUAUGUUCUAAAACCUGAAACAGCAAAACAAAACAACUGAAAGGAAAAAGGAAAAACAAGCAAAAAAAAAAACAAAACAAAGCAAUAGUAAAGACCAAAAUGAAAUGACUGUUAUGACCAAAACAAAACCACUACCAUAAUUGAGACAAGUAUAGGAUAAUAUGUUGCAGAAAAUGAAGACUUCCUUUCAGAUAUUCUCUUGCAUUUGAGACUUUUAAAUAUUAAGGCCAUCUCAUGGAAAAAAAUUUUUGCCACCAUGCUAGCAGUUGAAACCAUAAUUUGACAAUUAUACACAGUAUCCAGAACAGAAUGCCAGUCAUAUGGAAUACCAAAACAUUUAAGGAAAGGAUGAGAAGAAACAGAUAUUGGUAUUAAUUGACAAUAUCUAUGUCCAUAGUUUUUCUGACCUUUUUUUUUUAAAUUAAGGUUUUGUUAAUGCCUUAUACCAAGCUAAUGGCAAUCGAGAGAUAAUUGAAUUUCCUCGCAAGGAGGACCAGGAGUAGACCUAAAUUGUAAUGAGACAAAUAUGAGGGUUGAUACCUGACUCCCAGGGGCAGUCAUUUUAUCAUCAUCAUCAUUAUUAUUUUAUGAUUAUUGACUGUUUUUUCCUGUAUGAUAUUUUGGCAAUAUUUGUCAUAAGGUUUGUUUUGUUUCGAUCGUUUCAUUUUGGUUGUUUCAGUGGUUUUGCUUGUUUUGCUUGUUUCAUUUCGUUUUGCUGUUUCAAGUUUAGUACAUGCCCAACAUUAGGAGUUGAGUGUGGUGAAAAAGGGACACUUGCAGUACUCUUUUAGUCAUUUACUUCUGUGAUUUAAAAAAACUUCUUCAUUUCAAAUGGAAGUAAAAAUUUACAGACUUUGUGUUAAAAAUGAUAACUUAAUGAUAACUCUAAGUUACUCUCAAUUACUAACUACUCUGAGACAGAGCUCCUCACCUCUAAGAACAUAACCCAGAUAUUUGACAAGUUUUCAAGAAAUGCAAGAAAUGGAGAUUAUAAUAAAAUGCUUCGUAAAGGAGACUUCACGACUUAAACUUUAAUUUUUUUAUCAGGAAUUCUUGAUACUGUAGACAUUAUUUUACAAUUAGGAAACACAGACAAAACAGCACAAUUGUUUAAAGGUUGAGGACCACCAGUGUCAUGCUUAGACACAGCAACAAUUACUUAAAAUGAUAUUCCAAAACCUAUUCACCUGUGUGUUUAAGAACAAUGCUAUGCUCAUAACUUUUUUUACUUUUGCUGUAUUAAAAGUGACUUUUAUAUUAUAGUUCUUUCUCUGUGCAAUUUUUGGCAUUUGUGGAGGUGUUACCAAGAACCAUUGUUGUGUAAGUGUUACUCUUUGCAAAUAUUUUGUUUUUGUAAAGCUUUUUUUUGUGGUUCUGAAAGAAAAGAAUGAAACGUUUUUGUUAUCUGGUGACUCUAAAAAUUGUCAGAAAAUUAUGGCAUAUUUCCUUACAUUUUUCAUAUUGAAGACUUUUUCAUGUUUGUAUAGUUGCAAUGAUCUAAAUAUGAGAGGGAAGGUAGAGGAAUUUGGGAAAGUUAUGUAAAUCUGAGACACAGAAUUCUUUGAACUCAGAUGACUAUUUAGUACCCUCAGAUAGCCACAUUCAAGAACAUUUUUCUGCAAAUUGUGGGACACCUUUGUGUAUAGCCUAAUAAAGGUAUGAAAAUUUAUGUUAUAAAUGAUUAUUUGAGAGUGAAAACUGAAUGCUAUUAAUUUAAAUUAUAUUUUGUAAUUUAUUCCAGAUGGUUGCAUUUUUGGUCUUCAGCAUUAUUGUCACAGUCAUUUCUGCAAUAGCGUCGAUUGUUGUCACUAUAGCUCUGACCGUUAUAGAUGUUUAUGAUUGCUCAUAUGGCAACAGUUAUGAAGGUAUGUUAGACUCUACCAUUUAAUAACAUUUAUUUUGUAAUGGUGUAAUUUUUUCAUUUCUCCUAUAUUUUUUAACAUUCCAGUUAUUCAAAACAAAAUCUAGCUUUUCUGAAAUUCUGCAUCCUGUGCUAAAAUAUGAUCAGAGGUGCUUUGUUGAUGUCAGUUUUAUUAUAAUAUUGGUGAAAAUUUGCACCACUGGUGUCUCAAAAUGGUAAUUAAUUAAAUUGUAUUGUGAUCUGUCCAUAUAUAACAAAGAUCAAUUAUUGAUCAUUCCCAAAAUUGCAAUAAAGUUUUGUAUCUGGAUUUUGUGAUUUGUUUUAUCACACUUUUGCUCAAACUACAAACACUUCUCUUCAAAAACUUCUCAGCAGGAUCAACUGCUGAGAUUUAUUGCAGAGUGUCCCAAGAUCAACAUCCUGAAAAAUCAACUUGUUUGCUAUAAUUUAGAGGAAGACACUUGGUUGCACAAUUAAAGGCAUAUAAAGUUGCAAUUUGCAUCUUUCUCUACUUUAGUAUCACUUUUCUUUCUUGCUCUUUGGAUUUUUUGGAGUCCUGCAAAACUUCCCCAUGGCUACACAUUGUUGCACAAUGCUUUGUGUAAAUAUUCUUUUCAAGUUAACCUUUUAACUCCCAUGAGUGACCAGGACAGAAGUUCCCCAUAUAAUAUCAAUACAAUAUCAACCAAAUAAGUUAUGAGAAUAAAGGAAAAAAUCAAUCAGGGGAAGAUUCAUUGACCCAAUACUAAGUUCUCUAAACUAACAUUAUAAGAAUUGUAUGGUUGACAGUAAGGAGAAUUACACAUUUGAUCUGGGAAUUAAAGGGUUGAGUGAAUUUAUUAGUGGGGCGAAGAACCCAUUUCAGUAACUCGGUGUCAAAAUUUUUAAGUUUCUAGCCAACACAGACUGCAAAAGGGAGACAAAAAUACUGUAUAUAUGUAAUCCUUUAUAACUCUUGGCCACAAAAUUACAGGAGAAUGGCGAUGCAAAUAAUGAUGAGGGUAGUUCAAUAAUAAAAAAUAUAAUUAAUUAAGGUAAUUUUUAUAUAAUAAUUAUUAUAAGUUUUAUGUCAUCUUGGUAACUCAAUGAACCACCUCUCUGAUCACUGUCAGAGGUAUUAUCUCUAAAAUGACACUCUUUACUGCAGUGGAUGACUGCUCCUACCUGAACGACAUCAGAACUGUGAUUAUUGUGAUCAUGAUUGUCUGCUACAUCUCCACUGCUUUGGCCCUGGCUGGAUCAAUUUUGGGCUGUGUUACAACUUGCUGUGCUCCACCUGUAAGUAGAGAGACAUUUAGAGAUUUGUAGGAUUGAAAGCACUAAAUGAUGCACAAAUUCCUUAAUCUUUUCCUUUCCUUGGGGGAAAAAAACUGCUAAGAAAGAUGUUCAGUUUUUGAGGAGUGGUGGACAAGAAAGAAUCUGAACCCUUCUCAAGCAAAUGAACCACACAUCUUUGUAUAUUGUAGACCACUGCUACUAGUAAUGAUAUGUGUUAAAUACCUCACUGCGUGAGUUAUUGACAACAUUCUAGUAUUACUGGCACUCUGUUUGUAAGUUAUUUAUGCUUGCCAGUAAUGUUGAAAACAGCAAUGAGUAACACACUGACUGAGCAAAUCUUUGCUUCUUUUAGGAUCCCCCCAUGGUGGUUAUUGCUCAGCCAACAAUGGCCCCCACUAGUGUGGUGGUAUCUCAUUCAUCCAUGCAGGUUAGCGGAGGGGCUCCAAUGGCCUACCCCCAGGGUGGUUACCCUCUGAGUGCUUACCCUCAGGGUGCUUACCCUCCGGGUGCUUACCCUCAGGGUGCUUACCCCCAGGGUACUUCUGCUGGACAGGCCAUGUUCACAGAAGAAACAGCACAGACUCACGACAAGGCUCCCUUGGUUGUGUAAACUGUCAUCACAGUUUAUUACAUUAGUUUGAUAUUUCCUUUUUUCUAGGUUAAAUUUGUUGUAAGUUUCAGUGCAUAGUUGGCAUCUAACUCAGUGUGCAGUCAUAAACUAAAGAAUUAGAGCCCUUUGUUAUCUUUUCACAAAGAAAAAUUAAUUCAAAAUAUUUUUUUAUGAAGAAUGAUUCCAGUUUGUUAUGGCAGACGGAUAUUUUCCUCUCCAUUGUUUAUGAUUUAGCAAAGAAGGCUUUGUUUAUUAAUGUAUGUGAUAUGUGACUGUAUUUAACAGAGUUGCUUUUUGGUAAUAAAGCUGAAAAACUUCCUUUAGCUAUUAAAUUUCUAAGCAUUCUUUUAGACACUAGCCUGUCAGAUAGGUUUCAUUUUAUGUUAAUAAUUUUUUUAUAAUAGGUUAUAUAGAAGAGACCAAUUGACAGCUUUGUCCAUGACAUAUACAAAAAUAAAGCAUUUAUUUAGGAUCUAGAGUUGCUCUUCAGAAGAGUGUUCUCUUUGUUUAGAAAAUUGCUACUGUACUCGAUGCAGGUUAGUUAAGAAUUGAACAAGUGAGGAUGAGUGCAGUUUAAAUUGUUGCCAGUAUUUUUUACCACCAAGAGAAAGAAACAGCAAUCAUUUUAAAAGUAUUCUGAUAACUUAAUUAUAUUUCAUUUCGUUAAGAGUAGGCCUGUAUGGUGUAGCAUUUUAUAGAUUUAAGUUAUAUACUACCAAAGGUAGUUUUUGUAUCGGUUUUUUGUGUUAGGUUUUAAAUUUAGCCUAUAUGCCAUGUAUUUUAGUAUAUUAUACCAAAGUCAGCUUGUUGCAAUACUCGAUGCAGUGGUGAUAUAAAGUUUAAUAAAUUGUUUUGUCAUCCCAUGUCAGACAUUUUGUGAGGAGAAUCAUAAGUAAGUUCUUGGGAGUGAAAGGGUUUCUUGAAGAGGGGUUAAUGUUUGUGCUCUCAAUAUCUUCCUGGCUGCCACCAGUGGUUAUCACAAUCAUGCAAUCUCUUGUAGGUAUUUUGGUAAACAUAUAAUUUAAAUUUUCCUCCUACCUUAUUUUGAUGAGCUACUUUGUUUGGUUUAUCACAUUGAUAUUUUGGGAAUACACACAUACUUUGUUUUAGUAGCAUACAAUGAACAGGGUUGGACACCUGCUCAGCUGUGUUACAAGCCACCAGACUAGCAAUUUCUGAAAUUUAUUUGCCUGAAAAGGAACUUUGUUGCCCAGGUCAGCUUUCUUCUUGGG